Linum trigynum is the source of this 4819-nucleotide messenger RNA. The record is from the annotation of a GenBank genome assembly. NCBI's taxonomy places the organism in Eukaryota, Viridiplantae, Streptophyta, Magnoliopsida, Malpighiales, Linaceae.
AUCUUUCCAUCAUCAUUUCAUUACCGAGAGAAGAAGGAAUCGAACGCAGAACAGGGGAGCUCGGGGGAAAUUUUCAUAGCUCGAUUCUUGAGCUCUACUGAUCCAAAAAUCCCGUAAGUAAUGCCUAAUCCAUCCAUUCAUCGUAGUUUAUCGAUUUAGAGCUUUAAAACGAGUUUUUGGUUCAGGAAUUUCUUGAAUUCCCGAUAAGCCAAAUUAGGGUUUCGGAGUAUCCGGAAGCCGGAUUGAGCCCAAAUUUCAUAUACGAGCUUCCUGCAGCGAGGUAAUCAAUCCUCUAAUUCUAAUCCCUGAAUUUCGGCAAUUAUUUAGGCCGGGGUCCGAACCGCUGAAUUUAGCUCCGGCCAGGGUUUGAUAUGUUUUUAUCAAGAAUUUGACCCGAAGCCUAGAACUAAUAUUUACGGGGAUACUGCAGGGGAUAUUAGGACGGUCUCGGAUUUUAAUUCGGGGUUCGUUCGUGAAAGUGACGUUUUAGUACGGGAAGGUUAAGCCGGUGUUUGAACGGCCAGAACUGGUGAGGGAUUAGCACGGCAUACCGGGUUUGUCGUAUCACGAUAAUUAUAUUGAUGCUUAGAAUUGAUCUAGGUGAACUAGAAUGGCAUGAUUAGGGGUGUAUGAGCUUUUGUGCUAUAUGUUGAACCCUGGAUUGCUGUAUGAUAUUAUUGACUUGCCCUAAUCGAUAUGAACCUUGUUUAUGCUGAUGAUUGUGUAUAUGUUGCAAAUUGUGGGCUUGACUGUUAAUAUGCUUUACGAUGGUUCGAGAAGGUGAUUAGGUAUGAUUUUUCAUGAUUGUUGUUUUUGGAUGCACAAGUGGGAAAAUAUAUAUUCCCUGGUGAUAUUAUGAUGUUUAAGGAGGAUGACUUGCACGAGGGUUUAUCCUGAGGAAGUGCAAUUAUACGACUCCUGAUUUACCUAUGUCGAGCCAAUUAUGGCCAGGUCAACUACAUGUGCAAGUAAUGAAUUAUGAUUAAGCAAGAUGAGAUAUGAAUCAUGUAUAAGGAUACCAAAUAUGAGUGUUGUGGUCUCACGGUCAACUACAUAGUAAUUAGGGCUCCCUAUGCUAUUACUCUAUUAUGAUAUGUAUGAUAGUCACACCUCUCAUGUGGUAGUGACUAAAGAAUUCUUAUAAGAUAUGACCACACCCAGAGCGGUGUCGGGGUAUGACUACACCCAUAGUGGUGUGGGGUAUGUAUGACUACAUCCGACGGGAUGUGGGGUAUGUUUCCCGGGAGAGUUAUUAGCAUGGGAGUAGCCAGGCGCCUAUGAUUAAAACAUGAUAAGAUGCAUAUGCAUAAGUCAAGGUGGUUGAGUCUUUUGCCUAUUGGGAUGUCGGAGGGCUGAGAUCUGAUCCUAGUGCUUUGGCUUGUUUGCUAGAUGUAUGGUAGUGGUAUGCUAUGUUAUGAACUCACAAUGCUAUGAUUAUCUCACUCAGCUAUGAGCUGACCCUCUUUAUUCUUCUUCUCUGCUUAUGCUAUGUGUAAGCAUAUCAUCAGCAGCAGCAGUAGAUAGGUGUAUAGGUGGGAGCUGAGCAAGAGUUGAAGGCAAGAUGAGGUAUGGUCUUCAACUACUCUGUGCUUGGAAUACUACUCGGGAUUUUGGCCAGUGAUCCACACCUUUUUGUAAAAAUGUUUUGAGAACGUUUUUCAUGUGCAUACUAGCUUCUGAUGUAGUGUGAGAUAUCCACAGAUGUGGAAAGUUGAUGAUAUGUGUAUAUGUUGUGUAACUGUGUAAGUUGUGACGAUUAUGGUAUGUAUAAGUUUGGUAUGCAGUUGUGUAGUAUGAAACUGUGACUAUGGCUAUGAAAGUCCAUGUAUAUGGUUGUUAGUAUAUGUUUGUCAUUGAAUGCAUGGAUUCAGAUAAAUUAUUUUGCAGGUUUUAGUUACAAGAACUGUUAGCCCAUUACGCGAGUAAUUCAUGUCGAAAUUUUAUUUAGGUAAAUUUUGAUAAUUAAUGUAACACCCGAGAUUAAUUCCGCUGCAAUCGUAUGAACAAUAUGAUUAGGCAAAACGUAUAGGGUAGGGUGUUACAACUUGUGCGUCGGUUGACCUCGUAAGCUGCUAAAUGAUUUAGGAAGUCCUCUACCUACGAGCUGGGUUGUUUGUUGCUAUAGAGGUCUGGAGAGUUGCAUUGGUUUGAGUUAGGUUUGCUUGGGGACAAGCAAACGGUUAAGUGUGGGGGAGUUUGAUAGACCGUUAAUUACACAUGUUUUCACCCCUGUUCUUACACCGUUUAAGAUGUGGUCUCUCGUGUUUUAGACCGAUUUCACGCUAGGUUGUGCUUGUUUGUGAUAUUUCAGGUCCUGGCAAGUGAAUGAAGGUUUAGGAGCGAGUUCGGGGUCGAUUGGGCGAAGAUCGGGCGCGAGGCAAGUCACAAAGGAAGUCGCACGGGCACACCCACAACCCGCACGGCCGUGCAAGUGACCAUUUUGGCCGUGUGGGAUUGUGCGAGAGCAAACACGGGCAGAGCAGAAAAUCCACACGGCCGUGCAAGGUGAGCUGCACGGCCGUGCGACCCUGGCCGUGUAAGAAGCCUGGAAUUCAACUAAUUGAUACGCUGCGUUUUGACUCGCACGGGCAACUGGGUGAGCUGCACGGCCGUGCGGCCUGCCCGUGCGAGUCGGGAUUUUCGACUUUUAAGCAGAUUUUCAGCCACAAGUCGGGGGGAUUCGAGUUUUAGAGAGACAGAGAGAUUCCUAGAGAGAGAAAGCGACGAACAAGAGUCUCCAAGUGCCCUAGCUUGAUCUUCAUCACCAUUGGAGGUCAGUUUGAGCUUGGAGAAGUGCCGAUCAACGUCCAGGAGCAGGAAUCCAUCCUUCACAGUAUGAAUUUCGCGUCUGAUUCUGCUUUUGCUUCUUUCUCCAUGGAGUAGUUCUCCCAUUCAUCUGGGUAUGGAGAACCCUAGAUUUGUAUGUUAGGUUUGAUUGUAUAAACCCAAGUACUGAUUCUAUGAUUUGAUUAUAUUCGAUUGAGGUUUGAAUGAUUGAAUGACUUGAAUCCUGAUCAAAUUCCUGUUGUUUCUGCUUUAACCUAGAAUGAGAAUAUCUGCCUAGGUUGAUAGAGCGUCCUUGAUUGAAGGUAGGGAGUUGGUGACUUUAGUCGAGGAGCCAACUCACUAUUCUGUACCGGUUUUACUCCGGUAGUGGAGGUUUUGUUUGUUAAGCCUCAAUCUGUUUACUCCGGUGGAGGUUAGUCGCCCGCUAAGAGACUCGGAUUGAGAGGGUCUGAAGACCUUUAGUCGAGACUUCAGGUUGUUUAAGAACCUUCCGCAGUAUAACUAUCAUAGAAACUGAACUUGGUAAUUACAAUCCAGCUUAAUUGCAGUCUAGGGGGAACCAUAUCCGGGUGACCUCUCUUAACCUGAAUACAACUGUUUACUUGCUUUGUUAGUUUGUUAGUUUAGACUUGCAUUAAAGUUUCAUUGCUAGAUAACAAGAAUUCACUGAGUAGUCAUCAAAUGUAUGACCCGGGUUGAUAAUUAAACCCAAACCUGCUAUACUACGCUUUAGGAAGUGGUUUCACUUGGCCAAUUCCUGGAGUGACAGUAGAAGUGAGUCAAUGUCAAAGGAAAUACUGUAUUGAGUUGUUGAAGGACACAUGAUACCUGGAGUCUAAGGGAUGUAAGACACCAAUUGACACAAAGGUGAAACUAUCAUCACAGGGCACUUUGUUAGAAGAUGCAGAAGGCUAUAGCGUUUGGUUGGGAGGCUGCAUUAUUUAACCAUCACCAGACCUGACAUAGCAUUUGCUGUCCAGCAGCUAUGUCAGUAUAAAAAAACCCCUUGUGCAGAACAUGCAAGCAGCUUACAGAGUGCUCAGGUAUUUGAAGUCUUCACCUGAUCAGGGGAUUCAUUUUAGCAAUGAGGCUGAGUUAAAGUUGACUGGUUAUAGUGACUCAGACUGGGCAAGCUUCCCUGACACUAGAAGAUCCAUUACUGGAUAUUGCACUAUGCUUGGUUCUUCCUUGGUAACUUGGAAAUGAAGAAACAUACCACUGUCUCAAGAUCUUCUUCUGAGGCAGAAUAUAGAGCCUUAGCUCAUCUUGUGUGUGAAGUUGAAUGGAUGAAGAGACUGUUGAGUGAAUUGAUAGUAGAAGUGCAUCUACCUAUCACAGUAUAUUGUGACAACAAGUCUGCUAUACACAUAGCAGAGAAUCCUGUCUUCCAUGAGAGGACCAAGCAUAUCGAAAUUGAUAUGCAUGUCACAAGGGGGAGGAUCAAGAUUGGUUUGAUUAAUUUGAAGUACAUUAACACUGUUGAACAACUUGCAGACAUCUUCACUAAGGGGCUGGAUCGCUUCAGGCUGAAGGAGUUGCUUGUCAAGUUGGGGAUCAAGCCGAUACCGCCAAUUUGAGGGGGGCUGACAGAAUUGAAGAGUUGCAGGAAGAAAGCAUAAGAGAAGAGUUGCAGAAGUGCCAAUCCAGAUUGGGGAAGGAUUCGCAAUACAAAGGAAGAAGAAGAGAAGUAAAACGAUUGUGUUUUGUUUUAAGCUGAUGUGUUCUAUGAGAGCGGCAGCGUUUGGUUUACUUUCCACUUAGCCGUUAAGUUCACUGUUUUGUUUAAUUUGAACCAAUCCUGUAUGGACAACUGUCGUAGUUUGAUUAAUCAAAUUCCAGCUAUAUAAGCUGAAGGAAGUCUCAGAGUGAGCUGAGCUUCUUCUCCACAAUUCUGUUUUACAAAUUGUUAGCUCGAUUAAUGGAGGGAGGAAAUAUGGAUCUUGACACAUAAACUUUGUAGUGAGUUGAUUAUGGUCGGCUAAUUAUGACUCGGCCAAACUUCCACAUGCACUAAUAAAGGAUUGUGAAAUCA